Messenger RNA from Ostrinia furnacalis (Asian corn borer), 3698 nucleotides. Its product is annotated as protein MLP1. Lineage: Eukaryota; Metazoa; Arthropoda; Insecta; Lepidoptera; Crambidae. Bases 215 to 3427 code for a protein of 1070 amino acids. The record is from RefSeq and is a predicted model, not a curated record. The transcript has 6 exons.
GCGAUAUUGAACAUACUUGCGCUGGCGCACCGCUGAAACUGACGGGGGAGCUAUUUCGGGAACCGUCUGCGCUGCCGCACGCUCUUGUUGAUCCCACAGUCGACAGUUCUUUGUCUUAUUAAAAACAUAUUGCUCGGUACCUAAUUUAAAAUUACGCAUCGCGGUUUGAUUUUGCGCGGAUGAAAGUGUGACUUGUUUAUAAAAGUAUUCCAAAAUGGGAAGCGUUCUCAGUAAUACUUCGGCGAGAGAACACGACGCAGACGUCAUGAGUGAAAGUGAAACAAUGGACAAUCCAAGCGGCUCCCAUGAUACUAAGGAAAACGCCAACAUCGAUGAAGAUUAUGUGGAAACUGUUACUGAUGAAGCUCGUGCAAAAACUAAAGAAGAAGAAAUGAUAGAAUUCAAGAAACAACUCAACAUCAAAAGAGAACAAAGAAAACAAAUUCUUGCUAGACACAGAGCUGAAAAAGAAGAAUUAGAGAAGUCUUUAAACAGUGAAAAGCAGUCUAAACUGGAAUUAGUGCAAACCAACAAAUUACUUCGAGAACUUUUGCUGAAGCAUAAUAUUGAGAUACCUGAUGAUCUAUUGAGUUCCAGCCAAGAUUCAGAUCUCAUUGGUACUAUAACACAGAUGAAAGAAGAAUUUGAAAGUUUGAAAUCAAACAACAACAAGUUGAGAAAAGAUUUGGCUGAAUCUAACAAUACUCUUCAGAACGCGUACUCCGAUAUAGCAGAUUUGAAUUCACAAAACAUAGAAUCUAUGAAGCAGAUCAGUGCACUCAAGGAAGUGGUUUCUGUAAGCAAAACAAUGAUUGCAAUUCGUGAACAGCAACUUAAUGAGCUAAAAGAAAAAUUAAGUGAAAUUGAAAAAUCAUUGGCUGAUAGAGAAGCUAGCAUGUUAUCAACAGACCUAAGGCAAGAGUACGAAAGGCAGUUACAAAACAUUCGCACUCUCCGAGGACUCUAUGAGGAGAGGGCUCGUCUCGCUGAAGUCACUAGAGUGAAUCUAGUUCGGGAUCUGGAAGAACAAAAACUGCUGAACCAAGCGGAAGUUAACAAGACUAAAAACUUAUCGGAAAAAGUUAAAGAACUUGAAGACAAAAUCGAAGCGCUAAUUGAAACAAUCCAAAACAAAAACAAUCAAAUAAGUGUUUGCCAAGAUGAAUCACUGGGUUUGAGAGCUGAAAUGAUGGUUGUCAACAAGCUUUUUUCCGAAGUGCUUUUGGGAUAUAAAACAAAAAAGGACCUCGACAAGUUGGUGCAUCGCCUUGAAGAAAAUCAUGGUAUCCUAACUCAAAUGGCUGAAAGAGAAAACGACGCUGAAGCCUCCACCGCGUUGCCUAAACUUUUGUUAGAGUUAGUUUGUCAAGUUGACGAAGGAGAUGAAGAACAAGAGGAACCAGAAGAGUCUCAGCUUGACAGCGUCAAUCUGAGUACGCAACAGGAAACUUCAGAAGAAGACUUAGAUAAGUCCAGUUCUACAACAGCUGAAGAAAUUGUCCAAAAUUUGCCUAAAGUGUGGCGGGUCCUCAUGGAACUUUUGAGUCACCAAAGCGUGGCUGAUCCAAACACCGAAGAAAAAGUCACAACAUGCUACAAAUCCGUAGAAACGAAAUCUGGACCUGUACUAGUGCCAAGCGUUAGUCAGACUUACAUCAGAUUAAAAGAUCUAAUUGUUGAGAAACUGGCGCUGAUUAAAGAAGUUAACCGCAUGAAGCAACUAAACUCUCAUCUAGAGACUCGCUUAGAAGAACAAGAACGCCGACUUUGUUUAGUCACCACUGAACUGGGUAAAACGUGGCACGUUGUUGGGAGAUUACGCCGCCACCAUCACCAGCUACACACGCAUGAGAAGAUUCUAAAAUAUGAGUUACAACAAAAGAGAAAACUGUUGAAUGAACUGAAAGAGGAACUUGAAUAUUGUAGAGAAAAAUGGGAACAAGCUCGCGAAAAAAAUACUCAAUCCGAAAAAGAUUGGAGGAAACUUAGAGCCGAAUUUUCUAGCCGAAAAACGGGAUCACCGGCGUUCAACAAUUCAGCAGAAAGUGGAUACAGUGAUGAAAGACCUUCUGACGAAUCUUCAGAAUCAAACGAUGAGAGUGAAUAUGUAACAGAGCCCCCAAUCAGAUGCAAAAGAAAACUUAAGAAAUCGUUUGAAACUAUAAUAGACUCCAGCACGGAUUUCAACUUAGCAGCAGAAAGAGAAGACCCUGCUAGUGAUAUGCUGGAUGUUGCAGAUUUGCCUCUUGAUACACAAGACGAAAGUCACAGUGAAAAUGGUCCAAAAAGUGAAGUUUUAUCUGAAGAAACGGAAGACGAAGUUGGCGAUAUUACUAAUGAUUCGUAUAUUGAAGAGUCAGCGUCGGCAUCGCGGGAUCAUGAUAACGCAAAUGUUGUCAAAAUUGAUCUUCCGGCGACCAGUACUGAAGUUGCAGGUAUUAUUGCACCAAGUGCUUCACAAAAUCUCAUUGACCCGGCGGAAAUCCUUAAAAACAUAAAACGACAAAAUGAAAGGUUAGCUAACAAAGAUCAAAAACUUGAAAAUUUAGAAAAGAACAGUGCAAAUCUUUUGCAAAAGGUCAAGUUGACGAGUAAGUUGGGUGAACAAAUUAAUAGUACUUUAGAUCACAUUUUGAAACCCCGAUCUAGCAGAGAACCAGAUAGUUCAUCUCAUCAUAAGAACGAAGAAGACUUAUCAAUCACGGAUAGCAUAAAUGAUCAAUCAACACAAGAACCGAACACAAACGAUGUUGAAGUAAUCAUCAAGAAUGAAGAAAUUGAAGAGGAAAGUAACAAAUCAGAGUCUGCAAAUGUUAACGAUACAGAUUCGGCUUCGAGUGAAGAUGUGUCACAAUGUUCAGAAACCCAAUCAUCUAGUUCCGUUUAUGAGACGCCAAACACAAGUACUGUUGAUUUUAAAGCCAUUUUAGAAAACGUUAAGAAGCAGGAUGAACGGUUGGUCAAAAAAGACCAAAGGUUUGAAAAUUUAGAGAAAGAAUGUUCCAAAGUAAUUGAUAACAUUAAUCACACGUUGCAUACAGGCCAAGAACUCAGUGACAAGCUAGAAACACUUCACAAUGUUAGAGGAGAGGGUGUAGAUGUUAAUGAAAUAGCUAAUGAAGAUACGCAAGGUUCAAAGACUGAAAUAGAUGAUCAGGAACCAUCUACAUCUAGUGAUAUUGACCACGAAGCACGAUUUGCUGCAAGAGACAUUCGAUUGAAAAGGUUGGAAGAACAAACUAAAUGUUUGGUGAACAAAGUCAAUAAAACGACGAGCAAGGGCGUCAAGAUACAUUACAAGUUGGAGGAACUCCACAACAUUUAUGGGUCUGAGAGCUCCCGUGCCGGCACGCCAUCAGAAGAAAGCGAGGAUAAAAAUGAGGAAGAAGAAAUCCAGAAUGAACAAGUAGAUAAUCAAUCUCAAUAAAUUGUGAAUACUUACCAUACUUACCUACAUUGAAAAUUUCAGAAAGAUUUCACACCUGCUAUCAAUGUAAGUAGUAUCUUUUAUUCGGUGUUGUACUUAAAUUGGCUAAUAAAUAAUGUACUCGUAUGUAUUACGUAAAAUUUUAUAAUUUGAAUAAAUUGGUGUAACUAAAUAACAGACUCUAUUUCAAUUCAAAGAAUCUGUAUUCAUUUAAACAUUCAUUACAUAAUAACAAUAAUCAGGUACAUCAAGAUCGCCAGCGACAUUCAUG